This is a messenger RNA of Ahaetulla prasina, 3184 nucleotides long. RefSeq names its product neural precursor cell expressed, developmentally down-regulated 9 (gene NEDD9). The coding region runs from base 238 to 2670 and encodes 810 amino acids. The transcript has 7 exons. NCBI's taxonomy places the organism in Eukaryota, Metazoa, Chordata, Lepidosauria, Squamata, Colubridae. Gene Ontology annotation, cellular component: plasma membrane; cytoplasm. Gene Ontology annotation, molecular function: protein binding. The record is from RefSeq and is a predicted model, not a curated record. Gene Ontology annotation, biological process: cell surface receptor protein tyrosine kinase signaling pathway; cell migration.
CUGCGAGCAAAACAAUGAGCUCAGACUGGCUGGGAAAAGCGGAGCGGCGGCCUUUUGCGUGCGAGGCGCUCUUUUGGCAAAGCUGAGCGGCGCAUCCUCCGGCGGCUCUCCUUUGCAUUGCGCUUGAAGGCGGCGGGGAAAUGGAGCGCUCGGCUCGCGCCAGCUGCUGGCUGUAAGUCGACCGGGUUUCGCCGAGCAGAGACCGCCGCUACCACCACCACCACCCACCCCGCGAGCAUGAAGUACAAGAAUCUUAUGGCAAGAGCCCUUUAUGAUAAUGUCCCAGAAUGUGCAGAAGAAUUGGCCUUCCGGAAAGGUGAUAUUUUGACCGUGAUAGAACAAAACACUGAAGGAUUGGAAGGAUGGUGGCUCUGCUCUUUACAUGGACGACAAGGCAUUGUUCCUGGAAACCGUGUGAAACUUCUGGUAGGCCCUGUACAAGAGAGUCCAUCUCAUCAGGACUUGUCAAAUUCAGGACCAGCAAUUCAGUCCCCUAACCAGCAAAAAGUCUACCAAGUGCCAAAUGCUCAUACCUCUCCUCGGGAUCCCAUCUAUCAAGUUCCGCCUUCUUAUCUGAAUCAGGGAAUCUACCAGGUACCUACUGCCCACGAUGUUUACCAAGUGCCUCCAUCCGGGCAGAGAAGUUUUGGUGGCGUUGAUGCAGGCAAUAAGGUGGUCACUCCGGUCAGGUCAGGACAAGGUUAUGUUUACGAGUUUCCUACCAAAUACCAGAAGGAUACCUACGAUAUCCCACCAGUUCGUCCUCUUCAAGGGAUCUACGAUGUCCCCCCUGGAUCAGUUAAAAGUCCUCCACAAGCAGCUCAAAUGAGUGAUAUGAAAUCUCAAGGGAUCUAUGACGUUCCUCCCACUAAAGGGAUCUGUACCAAUCCCUCUUCCUCAUUCAGAGAUGAGAUGGAUGCUAGAGAAGGAAUCCCUGAUUUGGCUGCUGGCAUAAAGCAUGAAGCGAGCUCAGAAGGGGUAUAUGAUGUCCCACCUCCCAUAGCCAAGGCAGCCAUCCCUUCUGAACUGACACCACACCAACAAGGCCUCUAUGAUGUUCCAGUGAGCCACCAAACUCACUUUGUUGGACAGCAAAUAGUUCCCCAGGCAGAUAUUUAUGACACCCCUCGUGGGAUUCCCUUUCCUGGACAGCAUCUAACAUUUGGUGAAAGUCUGAAUCCAGAUGGAAAAGAAGGAAUAUAUGACGUCCCUCCACAGGUCACACAGGACACUAAAAGGCUACAGGAUAUUACCGAUGGGAUAAACCGAUUGUCUUUUUCAAGUACAGGGAGCACCCGGAGUAACAUGUCCACAUCUUCCACGACAUCAAAGGAGUCUUCUUUUUCAGCUAGUCCUUCUCAUGACAGAAGGAUAAUACUGGAUCCUGACUCAGCCAUUGAGAGACUUUAUUGGAAUCAGAACACAGUAGAAAAUGCUGUCUCCAGUUUGAUGGCCUUCGUCAAUCCUGACUGGCGAUCGUACGAGAACAUGGAAAAACAUAUCAACAAGAUACAUACUGCAGUUGACAAAGUGGAACAGUCACUGGUCGACUACCUCCAUUUCGCAAAGGGGGCAACUGCCAAUGCUUCCUAUCUGUCUGAACUUAGUCUCUACAAUAAAAUGAGGAGGGAGCUGCAGAGACUGGAAGAUUCCUAUCAGAUUUUGACCCAGACUAGCCACGACCUUAGUAAUUGCAGCUGGUCCUUGAAUGUCCUAGCGGCCAACAAGCCUCAGAACAAAUGUGAUGACCUGGAUCGUUUCGUGAUGGUGGCAAGGACGAUCCCAGAUGAUGCCAAACAACUGACCACCAGCAUCAGUGUCAAUGCUGAGGUGCUCUUCAAACAAGGACCUUGCAGCUCCUAUAUAAAAAACGCAUCGGAGGGCAUGAACCCUGCUGCUGAUUAUGUGUAUGAUAAUCCCCAGGCUCUAACAUUGCACCCUGGAGAUAAAAACCAGGACCACUGCACUUCUCUAUCACCACUCCUUUCUAAAAACCAGCCUUACCAAUGCAACAGCAAUAAUAGCUUAGAAAAGAGCUGGAUGGAUGAUUACGAUUAUGUGCACUUGCAGGGGAAGGAAGAGUUUGAAAGGCAACAGAAAGAGUUGCUGGAAAAAGAAAACAUUGUUAAGCAGAACAAGACACAGCUGGAGCAUCAUCAGUUGAAUCAGUUCCAGCGAUUGGAACAAGAAAUCACAAAGCCAGUAGAAAAUGACAUCUCAAAGUGGAAGUCACCGCAAAGUCUUCACCCAACAAAGAACUUGGUAGCCACUCAAGAGAGGCAGCUUCUUUUGUUUUAUUCAGAACAAUGUGAAACUCAUUUCAAUUCCCUCCUGAACGCCAUUGAUGCCUUCUUCAGCUGCAUCAGUGCUGCGCAGCCCCCAAGGAUCUUUGUCGCUCAUAGCAAGUUUGUCAUCUUAAGUGCUCAUAAACUGGUCUUCAUUGGGGAUACCCUGACUAGGCAGUUGACAACUCAGGAAAUGCGCAACAGCAUCAUGAAUUCCAGCAACCAGCUGUGCGACUUGCUCAAAAGCAUCGUUAUGUCAACCAAGGUGGCUGCCUUGAAUUAUCCUAGCACAUCCACUUUGCAAGAUAUGGUGGACCGUGUGACGGAUCUUUCCCAUUACGCACAGUUGUUUAAGUGUUCUUUGGCUCACAUGGCGUCUUACUGAGAUGCGCAAGAUGGACUCAGACCAACAAGGAACUGGAACGUGUCUUCUAUAAUAUGUACAGAUUUUAAACUUGGAUCAUGUAUUUUUUUUUUCUGUAGAUGUUUUUAUAUGGAAAUUUUAAAAUUCAUUUUAUGGAUUAGAAAUGACAAAAAUUUUCAGCAAUCUCAGUUUAUUGGUUUCGAUAUACAUUUAUAAAUAUUAAAUGCAUUCUCAUAUAUGUAUAUGUGGGGACAUUUCAUAGAAUCUAUUAUGUCAGCACCUUAACAAAAGCAUCCGUCAGUUCUGUGAUGUAUAUAGGGGCUUAAUUUUAGGAUACCAAUUAACCUGAUGCUACUUUUCCCUUUUGGGGUCUACAAUGUAUAUUUUAUUUUAGCUUAAUUAUGUCAUGUAGACAAUGUUGUAAAGGCUAUGGCAACUCUUAAAGUAAAUAUUGUUUUACAUCCAAAGGAAAGAUUCCAACAAACCCUGUCUGGAAUAAUUGUUAGUAAAUAAACUAUACCUCCUUUAACACUAA